AUGGGUGAAAAAAUAGAUAGAACUAUUAACAACGGAACAUCGCCGCCGAUAUUCCGUAUCAAUGGUCAAAAUUUUCAUCGGAUUGGAAGCUUAUUACCUUCACAUGGCAUUCAACCGAAAUUUGCCCAAUUAUACAUUCACGAUACAGAGAAUGAGAUAGAAAAUCGCUUAAACUCUUUGAGUGCCGAAAAUAAUGGUUCUGCGUUGCAUAGUGAGGUAGUACAUGACAUUAAGCAAGUUCUAGAUGAACACAAUGUGUUGGUUAAGUCAUUCCGAAUGGCCAAGUCGUUUCUGGAGUCUAAUCCUCAAAGUCAAAUCAGAAUGAGAUUAAUAGGAAAGAGGACUAAAGAUGCCAGGACUUAUGCGUUACCAACUACUUCCGAGGUUGCUGCACUCAUUGUUGGAGAUAUAGACCCUUACAUGGGUCAACGUGAUAUUGUUGUCGAGUGUAGGUCUGGAGCACUGAAACGAAUAAAUGAAUUAAACCCGGCCUAUUUACCAUUGCAAUACCCAAUCUUAUUUCCAUACGGGGAGGAUGGUUUUCGAGAAGAUAUACAUUUUGCAACACUUGGUACAAAACGAGAUUUUUCAAGAAAGAGUGUUUCACAAAGAGAGUACUUCACGUUCCGUAUCCACGAAAGAUCAAAUGAGAUCUCAACAAUAAUGUAUGCCAGAAGGUUAUUCCAACAAUUCUUGGUUGAUGCGUAUACUAUGGUUGAAUCUUCGAGGUUGCUCUAUAUUAGGUCAAAUCAAAAAGCUCUGAGGUGUGAGGCGUACAAAGGUUUGUCUGAUGCGUUGACCCGCGGUGAAGUUCAACCCAACUCUCAAGGGAAAAGAAUAAUAUUACCUUCAAGUUUCACUGGAGGAGCAAGAUACAUGAUACAGAACUAUCAAGACGCCAUGGCAAUUUGCAGAUGCAUAGGUUAUCCAAAUCUGUUUAUUACUUUUACAUGUAAUCCUAAAUGGCCCGAGAUACAACGAUUCUUGGAGAAAAGAAACUUGAAAGCUGAAGAUCGUCCCGACAUUGUCUGCCGUGUUUUCAAGCUGAAGCUAGGCUGUUUAAUUAAAGAAAUAAAGAAUGGAAAACUAUUUGGUCGUGUAAAGGCAGUAAUAUACACAAUUGAAUUUCAAAAACGUGGUCUUCCGCAUGCCCACAUAUUACUGUUCCUACAAGCGACCAACGACUUUGCCAACCCGGCUUUUAUGGACACGAUCAUUUCAGCCGAGAUUCCCGACAAGUGUUCAGACAUUGAGUAUUACAAAGCUGUCGAAGAAUUCAUGCUGCACGGCCCAUGCGGUGCUGCAAGGACUAAAUCCCCGUGCAUGGCAAAUGGCAAGUGUUCAAAGUAUUUUCCAAAAAGAUACAUUGAUGCAUCACAUUUUGAACAAGAUGGUUACCCGUUGUAUCGAAGAAGGGAUGAUAAGAGGACAAUAAAAAAGAAUGGAAUAGAGUUGGAUAAUAGAUAUGUUGUACCACAUAAACGGUACUUGCUUUUGAAAUACAAAUCUCACAUUAAUGUAGAGUGGUGUAACCAAUCUAGGUCAAUCAAGUACUUCUUCAAGUACGUAAACAAGGGCAACGACCGUGUAACUGCUGAGUUUUAUAAGACUUCGAUGGAUGAAGCGGGUAAUGAGAUUGUGGAUGAGAUAAACAUGUACUAUGAUUGCAGAUACGUAUCUGCAUGCGAAACAGCCUGGAGAUUGUUUAGUUUUGAAGUCCAGUAUAGGACUCCCCCGGUUGAGCGAUUAAGCUUCCACUUGUCGGAUUGCCAAUCAGUUGUUUUCCAAGACGAUGAUAGUAUUGAUAAUGUACUCAAUAGAGAAACCGUUGGUCAAAGUAUGUUUAAUGCAUGGUUUUUAGCCAACCAGAAUUUCAAAGAAGCGAGUUUGUUGACUUACAUUGAGAUGCCUACCAAAUUUGUUUGGAAAAAAGACAUCCGUGAAUGGCAUCCAAGAAAGACCAAUAGAUCCUCAAUUGGUCGAAUAUUCUAUGUACCUCCAGCUUCAGGUGAAAUAUAUUAUUUGAGAUGUCUAUUGAACAUAGUCCGUGGUCCAAAAAGUUUCAAAGAUAUUAGGACAGUUAACGGUGUUGAGUACUUGACCUUUAGAGAUGCGUGUUAUGCUCAUGGUUUGCUAGACGACGAUAAAGAGUACGUUGAUGCUAUAAAUGAGGCAAGCUACUGGUCAACUGCACAUUCAUUGAGGAAGCUAUUUGUUGUUUUACUAACAUCAUCCUCAAUUAUUAGACCCAAAAAUGUUUGGAAUCAAGUUUGGCAACAUCUGUGUGAAGAUGCUCAACACUAUCAAAGAAGAAUAUUAAAACAGCAAGAUUUGGUCUUAACAGAGGAAGAGAAAAAGAACUUUGGAUUAUUGGAAUUGAAAAACCUGUUGGGGCAACAGAACAAGUCUUUAAAAGACUUUCCUCCGAUGCCCACACCAAGUACUGAUAAUACAAGGUUGUUUCAAAAUCGAUUGGUUUUUGAAGAACUGAAUUACAAUUCGGAACAAUUGAAGACAGAUUCUGAACUGAUGUGUGCCAAACUAACAGAAGACCAGAGUCUCAUUUUUGAUACUGUUAUGCAAGAUAUUGCAACCAAUAAAGGUGGAUUAUUUUUUGUUUAUGGAUACGGUGGGACAGGAAAGACUUUUUUUAUGGAGAGCGUUAUCCGCUUCAGUCCAGUGCAAAGGCCAGAUCGUUUUAAAUGUCGCAUCAAGUGA
Molecule: messenger RNA, 2718 nt
Organism: Ipomoea nil (Japanese morning glory)
Lineage: Eukaryota; Viridiplantae; Streptophyta; Magnoliopsida; Solanales; Convolvulaceae
Exons: 4
Coding region: 1-2718 (905 amino acids)
Biological process (GO): telomere maintenance; DNA repair
Molecular function (GO): DNA helicase activity
Source: RefSeq, a predicted model, not a curated record